AUGUUGUCACGCAUCACUUAUGUCGAGAUAACAUAUAAUAUUCAAUUGAUCACUGAUAAGUACAAGAUAUUCUCUGAUACAUUGUUUGGUGGUGUCAAGGACUCGUUGACAAAGUUGACCGUGCAACCCACUGGCUUGGGCAGUCCUCCAGACUUUAUCAGACUGCUUGAACAGCUGACCCAACACAACUUCCCUCAUCUCUGCUCUUUGACCAUACUCUUCUCGAACGACAUUGCACAGAAUGACCUCGUCCUGUCACUUGUGGAGAAGGUGGCACCGACGCUCACCAAAUUCACACUGGCCUCGGUGAACAACUCUCGCACCGCAUCUUUCGACAUAGCAAUAUGGCUCAAAGACAUCGUGACCAAGUUCUUUAAUCGAAUGUUUAACUUGUUGUCCGCGCCAAACAAUCGCUUGCAAUCAAUCAACAUCAGGAAGCUGUAUGUUGGUGAUCUGGCAUCAUUCCUGCGUGGGCUCUUCAAACUUGGACACAUCAAGAAGCUCAAGCUGCCCUCAUUGUUAAACUACUCACAAGAGGAGAUUGAUUGUUUCAACUCUGGUCUCAUUGACUUUGUCAAGUCGCACCAACUCACCAUCGUCAGCACGCCCUUUGGUGUGGGGGCCGACCUCCUCGCUGCGAUACUCUCCAAGCCAACAUUAUACUAUCUUCGUAUAAUGCCACUUGCCAUGACCAAGCUACCAGACACACUCACCAAACUGUCGAUUCGUGAAGAGGUCUCUCCAUCAGUGUUUACAACAUUCAUCACUACGAACUCAACACACAACCUUGUGCGACUAUACUUGUUUGAUCACAAGAACUAUCUCAAUGCCGACAACUUUGAGCCAUUCAUCAACUUCCUGCGAACGAGCAAGACACUGUCAACUCUAUUCCUUGGCGAUUACCUUUAUAUUACAGACGAGCAGAAGGAGACAUUGAUACCAGUUGUGAUCAACGACACUAGUAUCAACUCGAUACUGAUUGGAAUGACUGAACCAGAGGAUAUUGACAUUGAUCUCAAUGAUGAAGAGGCUAUAGAGGCGCGCACGACCAAGGAGUUUGAUGACCUCCAGUUCCUAUUCAAUCAACUAUCACUCAAUCCCGUGUCCAGUCUGGACAACGUGCACUUUGAGAUCACAGACGAGGAACUAUUCCUCAAGAUGAUGGUGGAUCGAUCACUAAACACUGGCUCAUUCAUCGGACAUUACGACUCUUAUGAAUGGUCAAUGAAGUUCCACAGGGUCGUCCAAUCAUGA
Messenger RNA from Acytostelium subglobosum LB1, 1254 nucleotides. RefSeq lists its product as hypothetical. The record is from RefSeq and is a predicted model, not a curated record. Lineage: Eukaryota; Evosea; Eumycetozoa; Acytosteliales; Acytosteliaceae. The transcript has a single exon. The coding region runs from base 1 to 1254 and encodes 417 amino acids.